AUGUCUUGGUUAUUAGUUAGAUCAAGAAAUGGAAAGACGGCUCUCGUAAAGAGAAUUGCGGUUCAAACCACCAUCUAUGUGCUAUGGAAAGAAAGAAACUGCAGGAUCCAUCACAACAUCUCUCUUAGUGCAGAUUGCAUAUUCAGGCAAAUUGAUAGAGCUAUCAGAGAUACGUUACUCGCAAGACGUUUCCGCAAGGGUUGUAAUGAUCUUCUUUCUCUUUGGUCUGCUUUUAGCUAA
This is a messenger RNA of Arabis nemorensis, 240 nucleotides long. Lineage: Eukaryota; Viridiplantae; Streptophyta; Magnoliopsida; Brassicales; Brassicaceae. The record is from the annotation of a GenBank genome assembly.